Molecule: messenger RNA, 1237 nt
Organism: Talaromyces proteolyticus
Lineage: Eukaryota; Fungi; Ascomycota; Eurotiomycetes; Eurotiales; Trichocomaceae
Exons: 1
Coding region: 141-773 (210 amino acids)
Source: RefSeq, a predicted model, not a curated record
CCCCCAUCCGCAACAGACGCCGAUGUGCGAACACUGAUCAGCGGAGUGCGUUUCCUAUAUUGAUUUCUGUAGAACUCGUCUAUCUCCUGAGUCACCCGUACGGGGUACCUUCUUCUCCGAACCAUCCGGUCGAAGCAGUCAUGGGCUUUGAUUCAACUGAGAUCCGUUUCCGGUCCAUAGCCACCUGGAUCUGCCCUUCCUCCGUCCUGAGCAUCCCCGAAAAUGAAGCUACACCUAUGAUCCUUCUGCUGGUUGCUAAUGCUGAUGUUCCUGCACGCUUGGAGAAACACCUCGGAAGUCCCGAGAAUUCCUGGCGGAUGACACGCAUACAAAAUUCACCCAGCUGGAUUUAUCUAGAUCUUGCACAUGUUCUUGGUCAUUGGAGUGAUGUGUGGUUGCGGGUUCAACGGGCCCUCAUCUAUCGCGACGCCCAGACACAUGGCAAGAUCCAGGGACCGCCAGUGUUGCAAUUCACUAGGCAACUUCAUCGAGAUAAUGCUAAUAUUAUCGUCUUACAAGAGAAUCUACGUCUGCAUAUCGCUGCCCUGGAGCGUUUUGAGCAAUUUGUGAAACGGAGCCAGCAAUGGGAGCCGAAAUUAGUCGCAGAAGACCAUCAGGAUGAGCUGAAUGAGCGGAUCGAGAACCUGCUUGGAAGCUUGAGAAAUUAUCAGGAGACUUCUAAUGUUGUCCUACAACAAUGGAAGACGCUCCUGAGUUUGGUGGGUACAGAACAGCCAAAACCCGAACGAAUCGCUGCCCACAUUGAUGCUUAAGUGCUGAUCAAGGUUCGGUUGUAGGCCUUUAACACAGAGACUGUGUCUCAAGGCCAAGCGGUAGCACGGCUAAACACGCUUGCUUUUGCCUUUAUUCCGUUAUCUUUUGCUUCUGUGAGUCUAUUGCGAAUAAUUGCCUUUGGAAAAUUGGCCGGUAUACUCAUAUUUCCUUUGCAAGUCUCUAUUCGCCAUCCCUGGAUUUCCUGCACCCAUUCAGUGGUAUCCAUUGUGGGCAUUUGUAACUUUUAUCGUCGCCAUUGCAGCAGCAUAUAUCAGCAGGAAAAUACGGAUGUCAAAUUUUAACUCUCGAUCCUGGAGAAAAUGGAGGUUAGCACGUUUUGGACCUGUAGGAGACGAAGAGUCCCAGAUGAAUGACAGUAGUAGUCACAGCCCGCACGCCGGUGGUGGCCAACAACAUAUCGCCGUUAACCUUCAUGAUGCCUUGGAUACAAAUAAGAAGUCCC